This is a messenger RNA of Panicum virgatum (switchgrass), 999 nucleotides long. Its product is annotated as germin-like protein 8-8. The transcript is spliced from 2 exons. The coding region runs from base 81 to 758 and encodes 225 amino acids. The record is from RefSeq and is a predicted model, not a curated record. Lineage: Eukaryota; Viridiplantae; Streptophyta; Magnoliopsida; Poales; Poaceae. Gene Ontology annotation, cellular component: cell wall. Gene Ontology annotation, molecular function: manganese ion binding.
CACACGCACCUGUGCUUAGCAUAUUGCAUUGUACAGAGCACAAAUACACAAAAGGGAGGAGAAAGCUAAAUUCAAACAAAAUGGCCAGCUCCUCUUACUUCCUUAUGUCAGCUCUUCUAGCACUGCUGUCCUCUCAGGUCAUUGCUUCUGAUCCGAGCCCGCUCCAGGACUUCUGUGUCGCCGACCUGUACUCUCCUGUGAAGGUGAAUGGAUUCGUGUGCAAGGACCCCAUGGCUGUUAGUGCAGAUGACUUCUUCAAGGCAGCCAACCUUGACAAGCCUAGAGACACCAUGAAGAGCAAGGUGGGCUCUAAUGUCACUUUGAUCAAUGUCAUGCAGCUCCCUGGCCUCAACACUCUUGGCAUCUCUUUGGCCCGCAUCGAUUAUGCUCCCAUGGGUGAGAACCCACCGCACACCCACCCACGUGCCACUGAGAUCCUCACGGUGCUUGAGGGGACCCUGUACGUUGGGUUUGUCACCUCCAACCCAAACAAACUCUUCGCCAAGGUUCUCAACAAGGGUGAUGUAUUUGUAUUCCCUGAAGGGCUCAUCCAUUUCCAAUUCAACCCCAUCCACGACAAGCCAGCAGUUGCUAUUGCUGCGCUCAGCAGCCAAAACCCUGGGGUCAUUACCAUCGCCAACGCGGUAUUUGGAUCAAAGCCACCAAUCUCUGAUGAUGUUUUGGCCAAGGCAUUCCAAGUGGAGAAGGGGACAAUCGAUUGGCUCCAGGCUCAGUUCUGGGAGGACAACCACUACUAAAAACUACAACAUGUGAGAUGAUGCAUAUCUUGAAUCUCCAGGAAAUGCAUGUGUUUAAUCUUUAUGUAACAAACAAUAAAAGCAAAUGGUGUGUAUCGAGUUCUGUACCAAGUUUGUUUAAGGCCCUCAAAUCACUUCGAAAAUUAGAGUUCCUAUCAAAAUAAUGUUGUAUGAUAUGAUGUACUAAUGAGUUUUCCUUUACAUGAAUAAAGUGGUAAGUUGCAUGAAGUUAUGACAGAAA